CCCCACCUCUCCAACCACUACCUCAACCCCACAAGUAGCUCAGUUCUCGGCUCAGAAGAACCACUCCCUCCAACUGGUCCUCCUCAGGCUACAGCGUCACCAGUCACCAAGCAGAUCAGCCCUAAACAGGUUAGGAGCUGGACUGGACGGCAGACAAAUACUACAGAGGCGCCCCCUGGAGGGAAGCGGAGCAAGGAGGAGCGGGGCUGGCGCUCCAUCCCUCGUCAGAAAGCAGGGCCGGGGGCGGAGAGGAGCAAUGCACAGGGGGAGUUCUUAUUGUGGGGACCUUCCCGGAUUCGGAGAAGUCCAUACUGGAGUAAGAGGCUCGAGGGACAGCAAAGAGGGAUAGAGAGGGGGUACGGCGUUGGAAGCCCGGCGUCACGGACCAAGCCGAAGAAUACACGUGAAAGCAACCCUUCACCACCCUUCCUCAGGCAGCCCACGACAACUAUAACAGCAGUGGAGUUUGAUGGUGGUGUUGUGGUGGGUUCUGAUUCCCGAGUUUCUGCAGGAGCAGCUGUAGUGAACAGAGUGUUUAACAAGCUGGCCCCUCUGCACCAACCUAUCUAUUGUGCACUAUCUGGUUCAGCUGCUGAUGCCCAGGCCAUAGCCGACAUGGCCACCUACCAGCUGGAGCUUCAUGGGAUGGAGCUAGAAGAACCUCCCCUUGUUCUGCCUGCUGCAAACACAGUGAGGAAUGUCACUUAUAAAUACCAAGAAGAGCUUUCAGCCCAUCUGAUGGUGACUGGCUGGGAUCCAUACCAAGGAGGACAGCUAUUGCUCUGGCCAUGGGCAGGGAUGGCUCCAGUGGAGGGGUCAUCUAUUUGGUCACCAUCACAGCUGCCGGCACCAAACAGGAAAUCAUCCUGGGGAAGGAGCUACCCCAGUUCUAUGAUGAAUGAGGCAUCAUCACAUAUUACUCCAUCUCUUUGAUUUCUAAUAAACUUCUUGUAUUCAGA
Phascolarctos cinereus (koala) is the source of this 959-nucleotide messenger RNA. The record is from RefSeq and is a predicted model, not a curated record. NCBI's taxonomy places the organism in Eukaryota, Metazoa, Chordata, Mammalia, Diprotodontia, Phascolarctidae.